AUCCAUGUAGAUUUUUUAAUGUCCUGGAAGUCACUGGUUGUGUUGUAAGUGCUUACAAUUUGUAAUUACCUAGGCUCCUAAGACAGACGGAACUGGAAAUCAAAAUAAGUGGCUGCCUUCUCUUACGAUGCCAAAGGAUCUCCAGCUUAGGAUAAGAUUGCCUCUUUCUUCCUAAAAAAAGGCACAAACAAUGACAGCCCAAAAUAGCUAUUUAGUCAGAACUGACGACACUUUCUGAAUGCUUGUCAUUAGAGAGAAAUAGAAAAUCCUGCUUUUCUUCUUCCUUUAAUUUCUCUCCCUUAAAUACCUUGCUUCCUCCUGAAGCUGCCUCACCUCAUUGCCCAGGAGAAAUGCCCAGUAACUCUGAUGGUGCUUCAGCACUACUGCAGGCUCCAGAGGGGAGGUGGCUUAUACAAAACAUAUUAAAGAAAAAUCCUAAAAGUCACUGCAGCUUUUUCUAGUGAGUUAUGCUGAUCUUCCCUGUUGCUGGAAGCUGAUGGGGAGCAUCAUGGCAAAGACAUAACCACUUUUUUUUUCCUCCCACUAUUUUUGCUGCAGUGAGAACUGUUCAUUUCUGCUUGCAUUUUGCCAGAUAGCUUUAGAAUUCUAGCUGAGAAUUAGGGCUUCCCAAGGCUGGAAAUAAGGGUAUAGCACCCUAAAUUGUACUUUGUCCUUUUGAUUAAGUACAAAUUGAGUUAAUUUGCAGCAUCCGGUGCCUGGCAGGAAUGACAACAGACAGAAGGCUCUGACGGAUGUUUUUAAGUUUUUUUCUUUUUUUUCCUUAUGGAUUUAUAGGGACAGAAGCUUUUAUUUUUCUCUCUUGCUCUCUCCCUUCCGGAGCCUGCUGAACAUUUUACAUUCAGCAGCAGUUGCUACUGAAUCUGAGGUUAUGUUAUCCCCUGGAAUCUUCUGUUUCCAUUUCAACCCCAUCUCAUUACUGAUUGUCAUUUACCAAUAAAACAUAGUUUUGGAAAAUUGGCCACAUCGUUUUAUUAUGGAGUCUAGCAACUUUAGAUAGCCCUAAAAGAUGUAACAGGGCAGGGAAGUAGGAGAAGGUGGUACUUCUCAGUCCUGUAACCACAGAUCACCCCAGAGGAACCCAGUUCACAUUUUAGGGGACUUUAUGUGACAAUGAUCCUUUGGUCCUAGUCCUAUUCCACAUGGAGAAGCAGAAUGAGACAUGUUUGCAGUGAUUUGUAGUAUUUGCCAAACAGGGUGCUGCACCAGAAUAGCCUGGAAUAUAGUGCAGAGCUCAUAUUAAACCUCCAAAGGGAAAAGGGUUUCCUCUUCAUUUACAGUCUGCCUGAUGCGAUCCCAUUGUAAAGUGUUUAAUAGGAUAACACUAGGGCUCUCCAGAAAUAUGAGUAACUCAUUGGUUAAAUUUCAAUUCUUCACCUUUCCCCCCCUCCUUCCUGAGUGAGCUCAUUCCCCCCUCCUUCUUUUUUUUUUUUUUUUUUUUUUUUUAAAUCCAGUGAUUUAAAAUGCUGGAAGGAAAAGCAACUGAGGUCUUAACUUUCAGACGCUGAAUUCUCAUCUAAUUGAAAUUACUGGGCAUAAUGCUAUAUAUAGCCAAUGAAGAGAUUUUGAGCUCUCACUCAGUGCCUUCAAGACAUGUCGUUUUGUAGUCAGAGAAAACAGAGAUCAAUGCAUUUUCAAACUGACAGAGGGAACGGAUGCUCUUUAGUAGCACAUGCCCAGGAUCGUGUGUGUGGGGCUUGCGCUGUGCUGAGAAGCUGAAUACCGGUCCAUAUGCUCCUUAUUUACUGCAAUGUUCUUUGCAUGUUACUGUGCACUCCGGACUAACGUGAAGAAGUAUCGAUAUCAAGAUGAGGACGCUCCACAUGAUCAUUCCUUACCUCGACUAACCCAUGAAGUAAGAGGCCCAGAACUCGUGCAUGUAUCAGAAAAGAACCUCUCUCAAAUAGAAAAUGUCCAUGGAUACGUCUUGCAGUCUCAUAUUUCUCCUCUGAAGGCCAGUCCUGCUCCUAUAAUUGUCAACACAGAUACUUUGGACACAAUUCCUUAUGUCAAUGGAACAGAAAUUGAAUAUGAAUUUGAAGAAAUUACACUGGAGAGGGGGAAUUCUGGCCUGGGAUUCAGUAUUGCUGGGGGGACAGAUAAUCCCCACAUUGGAGAUGACCCUGGCAUAUUUAUUACGAAGAUUAUACCAGGAGGUGCUGCAGCAGAAGAUGGCAGACUCAGGGUCAAUGAUUGUAUCUUGCGGGUGAAUGAAGUUGAUGUGUCAGAGGUUUCCCACAGUAAAGCGGUGGAAGCCCUCAAGGAAGCGGGGUCUAUCGUUCGGCUGUAUGUGCGUAGAAGACGACCUAUUUUGGAGACCGUUGUGGAAAUCAAACUGUUUAAAGGCCCUAAAGGUUUAGGCUUCAGUAUUGCAGGAGGUGUGGGGAACCAACACAUUCCUGGAGACAACAGCAUUUAUGUAACUAAAAUCAUAGAUGGAGGAGCUGCACAAAAAGAUGGAAGGUUGCAAGUAGGAGAUAGACUACUAAUGGUAAACAACUACAGUUUAGAAGAAGUAACACAUGAAGAGGCAGUAGCAAUAUUGAAGAACACAUCAGAGGUAGUUUAUUUAAAAGUUGGCAAACCCACUACCAUUUAUAUGACUGAUCCUUAUGGUCCACCUGAUAUUACUCACUCUUAUUCUCCACCAAUGGAAAACCAUCUACUCUCUGGCAACAAUGGCACUUUAGAAUAUAAAACCUCCCUGCCACCCAUCUCUCCGGGAAGGUACUCACCAAUUCCAAAGCACAUGCUUGUUGACGACGACUACACCAGGCCUCCGGAACCUGUUUACAGCACUGUGAACAAACUAUGUGAUAAGCCUGCUUCUCCCAGGCACUAUUCCCCUGUUGAGUGUGACAAAAGCUUCCUUCUCUCAGCUCCCUAUUCCCACUACCACCUAGGCCUGCUCCCUGACUCUGAGAUGACCAGUCAUUCCCAACAUAGCACCACAACUCGUCAGCCUUCAGUGACUCUCCAACGGGCCAUCUCCCUGGAAGGAGAGCCGCGCAAGGUGGUCCUGCACAAAGGCUCCACUGGCCUGGGCUUCAACAUUGUCGGUGGGGAAGAUGGAGAAGGUAUUUUUGUAUCCUUCAUUCUGGCUGGUGGACCAGCAGACCUAAGUGGGGAGCUCCAGAGAGGAGACCAGAUCCUAUCGGUGAAUGGCAUUGACCUCCGUGGUGCAUCCCACGAACAGGCAGCUGCUGCACUAAAGGGGGCUGGACAGACAGUGACGAUUAUAGCACAAUAUCAACCUGAAGAUUACGCUCGAUUUGAGGCCAAAAUCCAUGACCUACGAGAGCAGAUGAUGAACCACAGCAUGAGCUCCGGGUCCGGGUCCCUGCGAACCAAUCAGAAACGCUCCCUCUACGUCAGAGCCAUGUUUGACUACGACAAGAGCAAGGACAGUGGGCUUCCAAGUCAAGGACUUAGUUUUAAAUAUGGAGAUAUUCUCCACGUUAUCAAUGCCUCUGAUGAUGAGUGGUGGCAAGCCAGGAGAGUCAUGCUGGAGGGAGACAGUGAGGAGAUGGGGGUCAUCCCCAGCAAACGGAGGGUGGAAAGAAAGGAACGUGCCCGAUUGAAGACAGUGAAGUUUAAUGCCAAACCUGGAGUGAUUGAUUCGAAAGGGUCAUUCAAUGACAAGCGUAAAAAGAGCUUCAUCUUUUCACGAAAAUUCCCAUUCUACAAGAACAAGGAGCAGAGUGAGCAGGAAACCAGUGAUCCUGAACAACAUGUUUCUUCUAAUGCCAGCGAUAGCGAAAGUAGCUACCGAGGACAAGAAGACCUCAUUCUUUCCUAUGAGCCUGUUACAAGGCAGGAAAUAAACUAUACCCGGCCAGUGAUUAUCCUGGGGCCCAUGAAGGAUCGGAUCAAUGACGACUUGAUAUCUGAAUUCCCUGAUAAAUUUGGCUCCUGUGUGCCUCAUACUACGAGGCCAAAGCGAGACUACGAGGUGGAUGGCAGAGACUAUCACUUUGUCAUUUCCAGAGAACAAAUGGAGAAAGAUAUCCAAGAGCACAAGUUUAUAGAAGCCGGCCAGUACAAUGACAAUUUAUAUGGAACCAGUGUGCAGUCUGUGAGAUUUGUAGCAGAAAGAGGCAAACACUGUAUACUUGAUGUAUCAGGAAAUGCUAUCAAGCGGUUACAAGUUGCCCAGCUCUAUCCCAUUGCCAUCUUCAUAAAACCCAGGUCUCUGGAACCUCUUAUGGAGAUGAAUAAGCGUCUAACAGAGGAACAAGCCAAGAAAACCUAUGAUCGAGCAAUUAAGCUAGAACAAGAAUUUGGAGAAUAUUUUACAGCUAUUGUCCAAGGAGAUACUUUAGAAGAUAUAUAUAACCAAUGCAAGCUUGUUAUUGAAGAGCAAUCUGGGCCUUUCAUCUGGAUUCCCUCAAAGGAAAAGUUAUAAAUUAGCUACUGCGCCUCUGACAACGACAGAAGAGCAUUUAGAAGAACAAAAUAUAUAUAACAUACUACUUGGAGGCUUUUAUGUUUUUGUUGCAUUUAUGUUUUUGCAGUCAAUGUGAAUUCUUAUGAAUGUACAACACAAACUGUAUGAAGCCAUGAAGGAAACAGAGGGGCCAAAGGGUGGGACAGAAAAGACAUUGCAGUAUGAAGGAAGGCUUUGGUUUGCUCAAAGUUCCAGGUGUAGGGAUGAACCUCUGACGGGCUUUCUGCCCAAGAGAUGAGAGCCUCCUCACCCCAGUUGAUGUCCAGAGCUGAUUUAGCUGCAGAGCUCUCUGUGUCUUUUGCUUUAAAGAAAAAUUGCCAGCACUCGAACCUCACCAACCUUCCCAUUACCCACAUCUGUAAUUGGUACACUUCGAAUUUUAUAACUAUGCACAUCUUUUGAUUUCUUAACAAGCAAAUGAAAGAAAGAAGGAAAAAAGAAAGGAGUCCCUUUGGAGACGACAUACUAUCAGGGAAGGAUAAGUGUGUAGUUUUUUGACUGGCAUCUGCAAAGACAAGCAUUUCAUAAAAUUUGCAAGUGUAUGGAGGACUAACCUCACUGACAGGAGGGGAUUCCACCUGGAAUUAGCUUUAUGAUUGUUGAUUGCCUAUUUUGCCAUUUAUAAACUGAAAGAAGGCACUAAAGAUGAGAAUAAUUUAUACAAUAAAAAUAUAUUAAAUGUAUAGAAACAAAUUUCUAUAGGUUAAAAAAGUUUUGUGAAAUAUUUUGUAAAGACUAAUAUUGAAAGACUAAAUGUAUGCAACAUCAGCAGAUGAUCAAAUUCAAGAACUGAAAGUUGCACUCUCCCUUUUGUUGCCAAUGAUCCAUUAAGAGCAUCUGAGUUCCUUUCAAGUCUGACAAAGACUUCUUCCUCACUCACCUCCCUUCCACAUUAGUGAUACACUCUCAUGGAGCACAUCCCUUAAUGAGUUGCCCUCAUGGAUAUUUUUGGAAAACAUUUGGUUAAUGCAUUUUUUUAUGCUGAUGGCUUUUCAGAGACAAACUUAUGCAAAUGAUCUAAAGGGAAGAGUUUGCUUUUCUCUAGUUAAAUAACCUGAGCCUGCCAUGCAAAUAGUUGAAUAACUUUGUUCCUAGUUACUGACAUACAAUUCUUAAAGGACCAUUUAGCAUUUUGUCCAACAAUGAGUAAUUAGGAUUAGUACUUUUUUGUUUUACAGAGUAACUGAGAGUUUUGUAACAUCCAGAGAUGGUAUUAGAGCCAACGGGAGAUCUGUUCCUAGAUGCACUAUUUCUUUGAGGAAGAGAGAGAAGAGAAGUGUCUGGUUGGGGGUGAGGGGUGCAGACUUUUUUGUUUCUAUGUACAGGGCAAAGAGAUAGAGUCACAAGGAAAGACAAUUAAUGACUUUGAGCUCAACCAAUUGAACUGCCUUUCUUGGAGCUGCACCUGGACCAAGUUUAUUUUUUAACAAUUAUAAUAAUGAUGAUUUAAAAAAAGAAACCUCCCAAAGCCUAUAAACUGAACUAGAAGAGUUAGUUUCCCACUUUAGAGUGGAUGGCGACAUCAGCAUUGCUUUUGCCCAUGAUGUUUAGAGAGAGACUUUUCAGUGAUAAUAACCACUCUACUCUGGGUUCUGUGCAUGCCCAGACUAAGCCCCAUCGCCUUAUUUCUGGGGUACAUCCAGACCUGGCAGGGAUUCUGCCACACUGUGCAGCAAACCAGCAUGUAGGCUGGGUAGGAGAGCAAGAGAUAGAGCCAUCAGUGUGAUGGGGCUUCUUCACAGUAAGAACAUCAGAGCUAGAAUGAGAGUCUCUUUCCAAAAACAGGCAUUGUUCAUCUUACACUAAACAUCAUUGUCUGCCUGGCUGCAGUCAGCAAAACAAACACAGAAAUGCAAAAUUAUGCAUCUUCCCAUAGUCUUGAGGCUUCCUUUGCCAAUGGAAGGGCUAGCAAUGCAUUUACCCUCUCAUGAAAGUUAAAUUUCCAGAGACUUCCUUAGAUUGCUCAAAAUGUUAAAGAUAUGUCCAUGUCUGCAAUUCGCCAGUUUCAGGUCAAGGCCUACUUUCAUCAAUAUUGCUCCCAGAAGUUUUCUGCCACCAGAAUGCCAUUCCUGAUCCCAGCUCUAUUUUUAGGCCACCAUGAUAACUUCUUUGGUUUCUCAACUGAGCAUGCAACCAUUUAUUUAAAAGACUGUCAUUAAUGAGUAGAUGUUUUUGCGGGUCAUGUGAUGUGCUUUCCAUUUACUAGUAUUGCUGUGGCUGAGUACAAUCAAAUUGAACCACCAACCCUUGGUUUUGUAGUAAUAUAACUAUUUAUUUUCCUAGUGUAGAUGCUUUCAGAUUAGAAUUGGCAUUUGCACUGAUUUUUUAUGUAGAUUUAUAUAAUUAUAUAGAUACAUAUAUAUUUGCUUGAAGAAUCACCAAGCAAAUUGGUGAGAGGGUCUUUUCCUAUAGAAUUUACACCUCCAUUUGUUGUGUUGUCUUGCACUUCCCAAUGUUGAUGUCUCUAUGGCUCCAAUGAACUGGUGUAUUUUGCAGCAAAUCUGAUGACUUGUAUGGAAAUGGCAUGAAAGUUACCCAGAUUACAUCUGGUGCAAAUGCACUCGGAGCCUGGGGCCAGACUGGUGCUAACACUGCAAACUUUGUCCAGAGCUCUCUCCAACCUGAAGGCUUGCUGGGGGUGCAAUGUCACCUUCACACAUGCUGGGCCCUUUCAGAAAAGUGCCAGAUCGUGUAACUGGUGCUAUUUUUCAUGCUCUGGUACAAUGUGUAGCACCACGGGGCUCUCAGCUUUACCAAAAUCAAAAUUCCAUUUGUCAGCUAAGUGCAGAGGCAUUCGUUUUUUGCUCUCCUCCCACAGAAUUGUUGGCCAUUUAUUUGCAGGCCUUUUGCGGGAUUUCUUGGCCGUUUAUUUGCAGGCCUUUUCUCCCAGCCCCAAAUUCUUGGGUUGGCUCUGUCUGCUUAAAGAGCCUGUCUUUACAAAGCCGCACUCGGGUGCCUCUGUGCGCUGUCUUAGAUCCUACUGCCAGCCCUUCAGGACUCCGAGCCAGGAAAGAACUCUCCAACCUCUGGCUCGAGACUCUGUUUUUUUUCUCAUUCUUUUCCUUGCUCUCCUCCUUCUUCUAUUUCUGACUAAUUCCAUCUCUCUCUCUUUUGUUUUUUUUGUUCCUCUCCUUUUCCUAUUCUUCCUUCCCACCAUCUCUGAGUUGUUGACUUUCUCCUAUAAUCCUUCUCUAUUCCUUUUCUCUUUUUGUCCACCUCUCCUUCAGUCUCUGUUUCUUUGCCCUUCUUAUUCCUCUUCUGUCCUUUCUCCUCUCCUCGCAUCUCUGAUCAUCUUCUCCUGCACAUCCCUGUAUUGAUUUUUCUGUCCUCUAAAGGGCUCAUGGCUGAUUCAGACAGCAAGUCCGUGCACUGGACUAAUGACACAAAUACUUUAGGUCGCCGUUUCACCUACUCAGCCCAGAAAGCAAAGCUGAGCCUGAGGCCCUGACCUGGAGCCUGCUCCAGCCCGCCUCCCGGAUCCAGCCUGCACCGUUGCCCUGGCAGCGAUGAUGCAUGUGCUGUGGGCCCUGCCGGCGCCUGAGUGCCUCUGCCUGAACGCUGCUCCUAAGCGAGCCCACUCCCAGCACUACCGCAUGGCUCUGAGGACACUUCCUUUCAAUAAAGGCAGACUCUGGCCCCAAUUAUUCUGACAGCAAACCUCUUCCUCCUCAUUGAAGCCAUGCCAUCACCUUGGUUUGGAGAGAGACAUUUUUUUCCCAUUCAUAAGCUUUCUUUUUCCCAUUUUCAUGUGAAGCCCCUUCGGCUUUUCAGCUGGUGAUUGCUCUGGUGAGACUGAAUGGACUUGCUGGUGAAAUGAAAUCUCUUCUUUCCUGUCUUGGUCCUGCCUAAAUUCCUACAAAUAUAUUUAAGUCAAGGACUCAGGCUAAUUCCUAAGUUGAUCACAUUAAUUUGUCACUCCUAGGGGGAAAAAGAUCAAUUCCCUUGAAGCAUAUGGAGUACCUCCUGUGACAGCUGACUUGCCAGGGGACUCCCUACAGAAUUCUGUGAUACACAUUUUACUUCUGUGUAUGUAUGGUAUAUAUGGUAUGUAUACCAUGUACACACAUGUUACAUUGAGUAUGAAUGACUGUGGUUGGAAACCCACACACACACUCAAGUCUGUAAAUAUCCUUCCUCACUGAAACCUGUGCUUUGGAAAUCAUUUCUUGUACAGCUGUGCAGUUUCUUGUAACAGCUGAGGACAAAGCUAAGGCAGGCGGACAAUUUAGACAAAGAUCAUCUAAAGAGUACAGUAUCUCCCUAGCAACUCAUGAGGACAGACAACCGAGUGGCAAGGUUGACUCCCAAUGGGAUGGCAGACUUUUCUUCUCUCCUUUUUGAGUUUGUGUUUCCUAAGUGUUUCUUAACUUCUGAGUGCACCAGGCUGUACCCGUUAGAUCCUUUCAAUAUGACAGUUUUGUGCUUCUCUCUGACAGGAUGUUUCUCCAUCGAGCUGUAGUGCAGGAUGGGAGGGAGGUGGGAAUACUCCUUGCCUGGGCUGGAGUUUACAGAGACACUGCACAGCUUACACUCCUGUUAAGUGUAAAUAUUCAACACUUCCAUUCCAUUUGUGUAAAAAAUAAAGCACACACGAUUAUAAAAUCAAGAUGUAUAUUUCAUACUCAGUGUGUCUGUGCAUAUUUAUUGCGUUUCUGGUUGUCAGUGGUGGGUGGUCCCAUUGUAAAAAUGCCUGAUAGAGUGUUUAUAAACAUGUCAUGGUUUUAUUAUAAGAUAUAAACAUUAAAACAUUUUAUACUUUAUAGCAA
Molecule: messenger RNA, 9231 nt
Organism: Chlorocebus sabaeus (green monkey)
Lineage: Eukaryota; Metazoa; Chordata; Mammalia; Primates; Cercopithecidae
Source: RefSeq, a predicted model, not a curated record